ACACUCGAACCAAAAACCUGUCAAAAUUUGAAAAGGAAACAAGGGACAAUUGGGGACGUAAGAGCGCCGAUAUCACGUGCAGCGGUCGCGUCUCUAGGUCUUUUCUUGUGAUGAGCUAACCCACCUCUUCUACCAUUGCAGUAUAACUGCGUUUGCUGUCAGGUGGUAGGAGAGGAUGAUAGCAAUUUGUUUCGGUAAUUUGUAGAUGUUGACACAUGAUGUAGGAUCCAGAUGUUGAACAUUAAUUGAGUAACUUCAGUGAUCCAGCUUUGAGGUUUUUAGUAAGGCAAAUAUUUAUCAUUAGAAAUAAUUUCUAUAUUAAAAAGCAUCACAUGUCAGGUGGUUUAAAGCUUUUGAGUAAUACGCACACCUGUUUCUUUGCUUCAGCGGUAUGUUUCAUUUAGUCAGUAUGAUGUGUCAUUCAUAAGGCCUUAAAAACAAGCAGUCCAAGUGCAGGCAGUAAGCUACGUCGUCUGCAUAGUGAAGGAGUAGACAACAUUUCGAGAAAUGCGGCUUUUAACAGUUUUGUGGAAAAAUGUGUCUCUGGAAAACAUUCCCAGACAAGUAGAUUUCUACUCCAAGUUUUCGCCUUCUCCUCUGUCAAUGAAACAGUUCUUGGACUUUGGAUCUGAAAAUGCUUGUGAGAAGGCCUCAUUUCUAUUUUUGCGUCAAGAAUUACCUGUAAGAUUGGCAAAUAUAAUGAAAGAAAUCAGUCUGCUUCCUGACAACCUUCUGAAAACAACUUCAGUUCAACUAGUGCAGAGCUGGUAUAUGCAGUCCCUUCAAGACAUACUUGAAUUUAAAGAGAAGGAUUCAGACAAUCCAGAAACUGUCCGUAAUUUUACAGAUACUCUGAUCACAGUUCGAAAUCGCCACAACGAUGUUGUUCCCACCAUGGCUCAAGGAGUGAUUGAAUACAGGGACUGUUUUGGUGUAGACCCAGUGACAAGCCAGAAUGUACAAUACUUUUUGGAUCGAUUUUACAUGAGUCGCAUUUCUAUUAGGAUGUUACUUAACCAACACACUUUACUCUUUGGUGAGAAGGUGGAAGCAAAUCCAGCUCAUCCCAAACAAAUUGGAAGCAUUGAUCCCAACUGCAGUGUUGUUGAAGUAAUUGAAGAUGCUUAUGAAAAUGCAAAGAGGCUUUGCGAUUUGUAUUAUAUGAGUUCUCCUAAUUUAGAAAUAGAAGAGUCUAAUGCAAAAUCAAGAGGACAGCCCGUCCAAGUGGUCUAUGUCCCAUCCCACCUCUAUCAUAUGGUGUUUGAGCUUUUUAAGAAUUCGAUGAGAGCCACAAUGGAGAACCAUUUGGAUAAAAAUGAUCAUCCACCUGUUAGAGUAAAUGUUACACUGGGAAAUGAAGAUCUUACGGUAAAGAUAAGUGAUCGUGGUGGUGGAGUUCCUCUAAGAAAAGUUGACCUCCUAUUCAACUAUAUGUAUUCAACUGCUCCCUAUCCACGUGUUGAAAAUGCACGGGCAGCACCACUGGCUGGGUUUGGCUAUGGUUUGCCCAUCUCCCGCUUAUAUGCAAGGUAUUUUCAAGGAGAUUUAAAGCUGUAUACCUUAGAGGGUUAUGGAAUGGAUGCACUGAUCUAUAUAAAGGCAUUAUCAACAGAUUCUGUAGAAAGACUACCUGUUUAUAAUAAAUCAGCAUGGAAACAUUACAAGAUGAAUCACGAAGCAGAUGACUGGUGUGUACCAAGCAGUGAACCUAAGGACAUGACCACUUUCCGCAGCUAAUCAAGCAGAAUAUUCAGGAUCCUUCAUAUCCAUCCAUUUUCAGUUCCCAGAACAAAUAUAUGUCAAACCAUUAGAAAAUCAUUUUAUAGAAUUUAGCAGUUUUAAAAAAGGAAGAAGAUGCACACUUCUAGCUGGUUUUAUUUACUCCUUAAUUGUUAAUAUUUAUAAUUUUAUUAUUUUGUAUUAAGUUAAACCUCAAGUGUGUGACAGCAUAUUGUAACCCCUUUUAACGCAAUACUAAAGAAGAUUGUUAUCUUAAUGUAACUCCUCAGAGGAAAUACUUCAGAUGUAAAGGGAUCAGUGCAAUAUAUCUUACAAUGUAACAGCAUGUGUGGUGCAGUAAAUAUUUUUAAGUAGUUUCCUCCCAACAUCAUAUAAUUUCUUCGGACUUAACAAGCCAUAUAUGUUUGAUUUGUAUGAUGUAGUGUGAGAGGGGUCUGAUGUAAAUAUUGUUAUGUAUAUAUACACACACACACAUAUAUGGUAACCAGACAGCUCAAUUAAAGUAAAAAUAGUUUUGUGGUACAGUAGAACAUGCUAUUCAGCUUUAACCACUGAGUGUAUACUUAACAUUGGCAUUCCAGACCUUUCAUAGAACUGUAACAACUUGGUGGAUUUCUACAGGCUGAGUGCCUUCUGCAACUAGGGCAGACUUAUUCCACCAGGUUUUCCUCAUGUUAUUAGGAACAUUAGUAUUUUAUAUUAAUGUGAAUUGUGUAUUAAUAUUCUAAGAUUGUUUAAUGGAUGCUCAAAUACAUUGUGUAGUUUCACUUAGUGGUUGGUGAUAAUAUUAAAAAGUGACAUUUGGUUCAUUA
This is a messenger RNA of Protopterus annectens (West African lungfish), 2552 nucleotides long. RefSeq names its product pyruvate dehydrogenase kinase 1 (gene PDK1). Gene Ontology annotation, biological process: regulation of glucose metabolic process; protein phosphorylation. Bases 508 to 1737 code for a protein of 409 amino acids. The transcript has 11 exons. The record is from RefSeq and is a predicted model, not a curated record. Gene Ontology annotation, cellular component: mitochondrion. Gene Ontology annotation, molecular function: pyruvate dehydrogenase (acetyl-transferring) kinase activity. Lineage: Eukaryota; Metazoa; Chordata; Ceratodontiformes; Protopteridae.